This is a messenger RNA of Amphimedon queenslandica, 1168 nucleotides long. RefSeq names its product chitinase-like protein PB1E7.04c. The record is from RefSeq and is a predicted model, not a curated record. The transcript has 4 exons. The annotation marks the transcript as partial. NCBI's taxonomy places the organism in Eukaryota, Metazoa, Porifera, Demospongiae, Haplosclerida, Niphatidae.
UUUCAGUAUGUCAGUAGCAGUACACCUUAUAUUGAUAUAAUUCUGCUUGCUGAUGAUGUUGGCUAUAUUAUUGAUGGUUUCAAUGUAUUUCCUAAUGAUCAGUUGAACUUUAUUCAAUGUAUUACUAACAUACCAGCUGGUAAUAACUUAACACUGUAUGCAUGUGAAUGGGCAACCAUAUGGAUCUGUAUAUCUAAUCCUCCUGCUGUAAUAACUGGUAUUAAUAUUACUAAUGACUUCACAUCUUCAGCUCUAAUGUCAUCAGUUCAUUUAUCAUCAGUAUCACUCACAUCAACAGUAUUGACUACUCCAUCAAUGAUGUCUGUACCAUUGAUAAUAUCUACUUCACCAGUAGUAACUAUUUCAUCAGUUUCAACUACUUCAUCAUCUAAUUCAAUUAUUUCAUCAAUGACGUCCUUACUAACAAAAAUCCCUACUUUAGUUGUACCAACUCCAUCAAUAAUAUCUGAAUUUGAAACAUAUCCUUCAUCAGUGCGAACUAUUUCAACUACUUCAACAGUACAACAAGUUACAAGUAGCUCCAUCAUAAGCAGUACUACAGAUACUCCUACCAUCAGUAGUUCUACUUCUAUUCCUACCACUAGAUUAACUAGUACAUUAGUGACAGGUACUUCAACUGUUAGACCCCCAUUAAUUCUAGUACCUUCUUCCCUAACUUCUUCAUCCAUUACUCUUUCACCCCUAUCUUCCUUAUCCCCAACUUCUUCAUUUUCAUCACUAUCUUCUUCAUCCAUUACUUUACAAACUUCUUCAUCCAUGUCUUCUUCAUCAUCAAUUAUUGGACUCGCUUCUGGGAUAUCAAUUCCACUGCUAAUUAUAAUAAUUGUUGUUAUAGUAAUUGUAGUGGUAGCAGCAACAGUUCGAUUUAAAAAGAGAAGAGGAAGAAUGAAAGUGAUUAAUGAUGUUACAUUACUGAAGAGGAAUGAAAAUAAUAAUCAAAGUUCACAAGAGCAAGAACUAUCAUCAGUUAAUCCACAGUAUGAGAAUGUACAUGCACCAGUUCCACAGUCAGAGGGAGACUAUGAACUACCAGUAAAAGAAUGUGCUGCUUAUGGUGUAGUAGAGAGUGCUGGAUUCCCACAGUAUGAGACUGUAACAUUAACAGUUCCUCAGUCGGAACUAUCAAUGGAAGAGUGUGCUGCUUAUG